GGGCGGGCUCGCCGGGCGGCAGGUGUCGGCGGCGUCGGCAUUCGGCGGCGAUGGAGCGGCUCCGGGGAGCUGCGGACGGCCUCUCGCGCUGGCCCCACGGCCUCGGCCUCCCCCUCCUCCUCCUCCUCCAGCUGCUGCCGCCGGCCACCCUCGGCCAGGACCGGCUGGACGCGCCGCCGCCGCCCGCCGCGCCGCUGUCGCGCUGGUCCGGCCCCGUCGGGGUGAGCUGGGGGCUGCGCGCGGCCGCGCCCGGGGGCCCGGCUCCCCAAGGCGGCCGUUGGCGCCGCAGCGCGCUCGACGAGGACGAGGACUGCGGAGGUGUCCGGGACUUCGUCGGCAGGCUGGCCAACAACACGCACCAGCAUGUAUUUGAUGAUCUCAGUGGCUCAGUAUCCUUGUCCUGGGUUGGAGAUAGCACUGGGAUCAUUCUAGUCUUGACUACCUUCCAUGUACCACUGGUAAUUAUGACUUUUGGACAGUCCAAGCUAUAUCGAAGUGAGGACUAUGGAAAGAACUUUAAGGAUAUUACAAAUCUGAUCAAUAACACUUUCAUUCGGACUGAAUUUGGCAUGGCUAUUGGUCCUGAGAACUCUGGAAAGGUGAUUUUAACAGCAGAGGUGUCGGGAGGAAGUCAUGGAGGAAGAAUCUUCAGAUCAUCAGAUUUCGCAAAGAACUUUGUUCAGACCAAUCUCCCUUUUCAUCCUCUGACUCAGAUGAUGUAUAGCCCUCAGAAUUCUGAUUAUCUUUUAGCUCUCAGCACUGAGAAUGGCCUGUGGGUGUCCAAGAAUUUUGGGGGAAAAUGGGAAGAAAUCCACAAAGCAGUAUGUUUGGCCAAAUGGGGAUCAGAAAACACCAUCUUCUUUACCACCUAUGUGAAUGGCUCCUGCAAAGCUGACCUUGGGGCACUGGAAUUACGGAGAACUUCAGACUUGGGAAAAAGCUUCAAAACCAUUGGUGUGAAGAUCUACUCAUUUGGUCUUGGAGGACGUUUCCUUUUUGCCUCUGUGAUGGCUGAUAAGGAUACAACGAGAAGGAUUCAUGUGUCAACAGAUCAAGGGGACACAUGGAGCAUGGCCCAGCUCCCCUCUGUGGGGCAGGAACAGUUCUAUUCUAUUCUAGCAGCUAAUGAUGACAUGGUGUUCAUGCAUGUAGACGAACCUGGAGAUACGGGAUUUGGCACCAUAUUCACCUCGGACGAUCGAGGCAUUGUCUAUUCCAAGUCCUUGGACCGACACCUCUACACCACCACAGGUGGCGAGACGGACUUUACCAAUGUGACCUCCCUCCGGGGGGUCUACAUGACAAGUGUGCUCUCAGAAGAUAAUUCUAUCCAGACUAUGAUCACUUUUGACCAAGGAGGAAGGUGGAAGCACCUGAGGAAGCCUGAGAACAGUGAAUGCGAUGCUACUGCAAAAAAUAAGAACGAGUGCAGCCUUCACAUUCACGCUUCCUACAGCAUCUCCCAGAAACUAAAUGUUCCAAUGGCCCCACUCUCAGAGCCUAAUGCUGUUGGCAUCGUCAUCGCCCACGGUAGCGUGGGGGAUGCCAUCUCAGUGAUGAUCCCAGAUGUGUACAUCUCAGAUGAUGGGGGUUACUCCUGGCUGAAGAUGCUGGAAGGACCCCACUAUUACACCAUCCUGGAUUCCGGAGGCAUCAUUGUAGCCAUCGAACACAGCAGCCAUCCUAUCAAUGUGAUUAAGUUCUCCACAGACGAGGGUCAGUGCUGGCAAACCUACAUAUUUACCAGGGAGCCUAUCUACUUCACCGGCCUGGCCUCCGAACCCGGAGCUAGGUCCAUGAACAUCAGCAUCUGGGGUUUCACAGAGUCUUUCCUGACUCGCCAGUGGGUCUCCUACACCAUUGAUUUUAAAGAUAUCCUUGAAAGGAACUGUGAAGAGAAGGACUAUACGAUAUGGCUGGCUCACUCCACAGACCCUGGAGAUUAUGGAGAUGGCUGCAUUUUAGGCUAUAAGGAACAGUACCUACGGCUACGCAAGUCAUCCGUCUGUCAAAAUGGUCGGGACUAUGUUGUGACCAAGCAGCCGUCCGUCUGUCCCUGCUCCCUGGAGGACUUCCUCUGUGAUUUUGGCUACUUCCGUCCAGAAAAUGACUCCAAGUGUGUGGAACAGCCAGAACUGAAGGGUCAUGACCUAGAGUUUUGUCUGUAUGGGAGAGAAGAGCACCUGACGACGAACGGGUACCGGAAAAUUCCAGGAGACAGAUGCCAGGGUGGAGUAAAUCCCGUUCGAGAAGUGAAAGACUUGAAAAAGAAAUGCACAAGCAACUUUUUGAGUCCAGAAAAGCAGGACUCCCGCCCACAGGGACACAACUUGUCCCAGAAUCCAGCUCCGCCUCCUCUUGGAUACAUUGAAAACACACACUCCCUAUCUCCCACCCAGAAGCAGAAUUCCAAGUCAAAUUCUGUUCCAAUUAUCCUGGCCACUGUGGGAUUGAUGCUGGUCACAGUCGUAGCAGGAGUGCUCAUUGUGAAGAAAUACGUCUGUGGGGGAAGGUUCCUGGUGCAUCGAUACUCUGUGCUCCAGCAGCAUGCAGAGGCCAAUGGGGUGGAUGGUGUGGAUGCUUUGGACACAGCCUCCCACACUCAUAAAAGUGGUUACCAUGAUGACUCAGAUGAGGACCUCCUGGAAUAGCUCCUCAAAGGAGCUGGGACCAAGCACGGAUGAUGGAACCGCAGUACCUCUUACACUCCCUGUGGCUCCAACUUGGGGAAAUAAAUUUCCCAUUGCACGGGA
Molecule: messenger RNA, 2753 nt
Organism: Hippopotamus amphibius kiboko
Lineage: Eukaryota; Metazoa; Chordata; Mammalia; Artiodactyla; Hippopotamidae
Gene: SORT1
Product: sortilin 1
Exons: 21
Coding region: 51-2651 (866 amino acids)
Biological process (GO): Golgi to endosome transport; vesicle organization; endocytosis
Cellular component (GO): Golgi apparatus; membrane
Molecular function (GO): protein binding
Source: RefSeq, a predicted model, not a curated record